GGCAAAUAAGUCAAAAUUUUUUGACCCAAGCACAUACACACAUACAUACACACAUAUAUACACACACAUAUCCACACACGCGCACAUACACACACACACGAAUCUUGUCAUCUUACAUAUAUUAGAUCCGCCAGCACCGACAAUCAUUGGAUCGAUGUUAACAUAG
This is a messenger RNA of Loa loa (African eye worm), 166 nucleotides long. RefSeq lists its product as hypothetical. The record is from RefSeq and is a predicted model, not a curated record. The transcript has a single exon. The annotation marks the transcript as partial. Lineage: Eukaryota; Metazoa; Nematoda; Chromadorea; Rhabditida; Onchocercidae.